GCGGCCGCGGCCGCAGCCGAGGGGGAGGUGCUGCAGCUUCGCCUGGCUUCCCUCUGCAUCAUGGCCCGCGUGAUGGGGGAGGUCUCAUCACACAUGAGCGCCGCCGGCCCGCAGGGUGCCGCCGCGCCCACCUGCGGCCCCCCAUCGCUGCGCUCCCACGAGGCGGCACUCCCAGGGGCGGCGCGCAGCGCGGCGGGCGGCGCGGGCUGGAUGCUGGACGGUCUUCCUCACUUGCACUCCGGGGUCAGCCUGCUGCAUCUGGAGAG
Molecule: messenger RNA, 266 nt
Organism: Monoraphidium neglectum
Lineage: Eukaryota; Viridiplantae; Chlorophyta; Chlorophyceae; Sphaeropleales; Selenastraceae
Exons: 1
Source: RefSeq, a predicted model, not a curated record